Messenger RNA from Echinococcus granulosus, 660 nucleotides. Its product is annotated as rRNA-processing protein FCF1. Gene Ontology annotation, cellular component: small-subunit processome; nucleolus. The coding region runs from base 1 to 660 and encodes 219 amino acids. The record is from RefSeq and is a predicted model, not a curated record. The transcript has 4 exons. Lineage: Eukaryota; Metazoa; Platyhelminthes; Cestoda; Cyclophyllidea; Taeniidae.
AUGGGUAAGCGGAAACAAACUCGCAAAUUUGCAGUGAUGAAGAAAACACUUAACUUAAAGGACAAUAGAAUUAAAAAACUUGACCGCGAUAAGCUGCGGGAGGCCAAGAAGGCUGCUAAGGCGGCCACUCGCAUGGUGGUCAAAAAUAGGAGCGAGCUGGUCUCCUGCUUAAGGGACUCCUACAAUGAGGCUCUUGGUCCUCCAUACCACAUUCUCCUCGACACAAACUACGUGAACUUCAGCAUUAAAAACAGACUCGAUUUGUUCAGCUCUAUAAUGGACUGUCUAUUGGCGAAGUGCUUUCUCUACGUGACAGAUUGCGUUAUGGGUGAAAUUGAGAAGAUGCCUGAAAGAUAUCGGGUUGCUUUAAGGCAGGUUUUGGUUGGUUUGCCCGACACACUCUUGAGUCAAGGCACAUUUUAUUCGUUUCAAAUUCUCCGCGAUCCCCGGAUAGAGCGUUUGACCUGUCAGCACAAGGGAACGUAUGCUGACGACUGUCUGGUCGAACGGUGUCAGGCGCGCUGCUACAUAGUCGCCACAUGUGAUCGUGACCUCCGACGUCGAAUUCGCAAGAUCACCGGCGUACCGAUCAUGUACAUUCACAAUCAUCGGGUCACUAUCGAAAAGAUGCCAAUGGCUCUCGGUGCUCCCAAAAUAUAA